AUGAGUGAAAAUGGAGCGCGCAAUAUACAGAAUAUAUUCGUUUUCAUCAUAACUGCAUUAUGCGCGCUUGGUGACACUCUUGAGGUGUACACGAAUCACUUUCAUGUACAUACGAAAGUGCCCGGCGCGGAAAAUGCACACAAAAUCGCUAAGCGUCAUGGUUUCAUCAACAGAGGACCGGUACUUGGUUCAGCAACAGAAUGGCACUUUGUACAGCCAGCCUUAUCGCAUGCUCGAACGAAACGAUCAACAGUACAUCAAAUGCUACUUAAGAACGAUGACGAUAUUGCCCAUGUGGAACAACUGACGGGAUAUAAACGCACUAAACGAGGUUAUAGAGCUCUGGAGGAACGACUUCAAGAACAACUUGACUUCAGCUCAGUGCAGUCACCCACCGAUCCUCUAUAUCCAUACCAAUGGUAUUUGAAAAACGUCGGGCAAGCUGGUGGCAAGAAACGACUGGAUUUGAACGUGGAAAAAGCUUGGGCACUUGGAUUCACCGGUAAGAAUGUUACAACGGCAAUUAUGGACGAUGGUGUGGAUUAUAUGCACCCGGAUAUCAAGAAUAACUUUAACGCAAAAGCAAGUUACGACUUCAGUUCGAAUGAUCCUUUUCCAUAUCCGAGAUAUACUGACGACUGGUUCAACUCACAUGGAACACGGUGUGCUGGUGAGAUAGCGGCAGCUCGAGAUAACGGUGUGUGCGGUGUUGGCGUUGCGUACGAUAGUAAAGUGGCCGGAAUUCGUAUGCUUGAUCAACCUUAUAUGACUGAUCUGAUUGAGGCCAACUCAAUGGGCCAUGAGCCGAAUCUGAUCCAUAUCUAUUCUGCCAGCUGGGGCCCAACUGACGAUGGUAAAACCGUGGAUGGACCGCGUAACGCAACGAUGCGAGCGAUCGUUAAAGGAGUUAACGAGGGUCGCAAUGGUUUGGGAUCUAUAUUUGUAUGGGCCAGCGGAGACGGUGGUGAGGACGAUGACUGCAAUUGCGAUGGCUAUGCGGCUUCGAUGUGGACCAUAUCUAUUAAUUCGGCAAUUAACAGCGGUGAGAAUGCGCACUAUGACGAGAGUUGUUCAUCGACUCUCGCUUCAACCUUCUCGAACGGUGGACGUAAUCCAGAAACUGGAGUGGCAACAACAGAUCUGUACGGACGUUGCACUCGUUCGCAUAGUGGAACGUCGGCAGCUGCACCAGAAGCGGCCGGAGUUUUUGCACUCGCACUGGAGGCAAAUCCGCAAUUGACAUGGCGUGAUCUGCAACACUUGACCGUGCUCACGUCAUCACGGAAUUCUUUGUUCGAUGGUCGCUGCCGUGACUUACCUGAUCUAGGACUUGAGGGUGAUGAGAUGCAUAAUAAGGAAACGAAGAAUUGCUCACAUUUUGAAUGGCAAAUGAAUGGAAUUGGUUUGGAGUAUAAUCAUUUGUUCGGAUUCGGUGUUUUGGAUGCUGCUGAAAUGGUCAUGUUGGCUGUUGUUUGGAAACCAUCCCCUCCAAGAUUCCAUUGUGAAGCCGGUACAAUCAACACACCACAUGAAAUUCCGGCCAGUGGCAAUCUUAUACUGGACUUGGAUACAGACUCUUGCGCUGGAACGAAUACAGAAGUGAAUUAUUUGGAGCAUGUUCAGGCAGUGGUUACGCUGAAUAGUAGUCGUCGAGGUGAUACCACCCUAUACCUGAUCUCACCUGCUGGCACAAGACGUCCAAAGGACGAUGAUAGUAAGGAUGGCUUUACUAAUUGGCCAUUCAUGACCACUCACACAUGGGGUGAGAAUCCACGAGGUCGAUGGAGACUGGUGGCUCGAUUCCAGGGACCUGGUGCUCAUCAUGGAACCGUAAAGAAGUUUACGCUGAUGUUGCAUGGCACCAAAGAUCCACCAUACGUCGGCAUUGAGCCGUUACAAGGGCAUGUCAAUAGCAAAUUAUCAGUGGUGCAGAAGGCACAUAAACGAGCAGCCGUAUUCUAG
Molecule: messenger RNA, 1962 nt
Organism: Anisakis simplex (herring worm)
Lineage: Eukaryota; Metazoa; Nematoda; Chromadorea; Rhabditida; Anisakidae
Source: the annotation of a GenBank genome assembly